AUGAACCAAUAUGGUCAGAACAUGAAUAUGAAAUCAAAUAUAGGAGGCAAUGAUGGGGCUUUGCUGAACAAGCGACAGCGACUUUUAAAUCUGAUGAAGAAUACCAAGGAUUCGUAUAUGCACGGCUGGUCAUCAGGUCUCCCACAAAGAACUCUAGAUAGCAUUAGAGGCACGGACUCGGAGAAUCCACCGGAUUCCAACCUACCGCUGGAUAUGGAUAUUCAGUUUUAUCCAACCUACACUACAAAGAGUGAAGAAGGCUACGAAACAAUGGUACGAUUAGCUGUGUUUUCACCAGGAAAUCCAGCCAGCAGAAGAAACCGAAUCUUACUUUCUUUAUGCAAGCAGUAUCUAAGGCCAGCGAACCCGGAGGCAGUAGACGAUGCGAACGAGUCCAAGUUCGAUGACCCUUCAACAUCGGAGUCUACGCUAACUGCUAAAAGUAGUGCCUCUACACUAACUCUAAACGGACUCCAUGAUAACGGAUCACCAGCGCCAGAUGAGCUUGAUGUGCUAAAAAGCAGGAUUGCAGGAUUCAUGAUAAGAAAAAUACCGAAUCUACCGAUCAUCAUAGAUCUACUGUCGCGAGAAGGACCGGGCUACUACGAUACCACUCUCGCGACGACAAAUAAUAUUGGUAAUAUAUCGCUCAGGAUUCGUUCGGAGUUUCUACCGACAGAUAUAAGAAUCACACUUGAUACGCCAACUGAUUUUCCAAAAGUAAUUACUCACCGAUUUCCUUGCAACUUCAUUAAGCCAAAUGGUUAUGGUGUAAUAAGUGAUAUCGAUGAUACAAUAAAGCACACGGGUGUCACUGGCGACAAAAGAUCGAUGUUUCGAAGCGUAUUUCUGAAUGAUAUCAACACAUGGCUGAUAAAUGAUGUUUCGAGAUGGUAUAAAAAGUUGAAAGAACUCUUUCAAGCAGAUUUUUUUUAUGUUUCCAAUUCGCCAGUACAAACAUAUCCAACAUUGUACCAGUAUGUCUCUAAUCAUUUCCCGGCAGGACCUCUUUUUCUCAAGCAGUACACUGGAAAUCUACUUUCUAGCAUUAUGACCUCAAGCGCCAAUAGGAAACUUGGCGCCAUUACCCAAAUUCUAAAGGACUUUCCAAAUAAAAAAUUCAUACUAAUAGGAGAUUCUGGUGAACAAGAUUUCGAAGCCUACCUUUCAACAGCUUCUCAGUAUCAGGAACAAAUAUGCGGAAUAUACAUCCGUUGCUGUAAAGAUUCCUUGAGUGAUAUGGGCUUGAGAGAGACCGAGGUAAUGCAUGAGUUGAACGACAUUAUCAGUGAGCAGUACUUGUCACAUAAAAGCAAAGAGACGCGGAAAAAGAGACCGCCUCCACCUGUAUCAUUGCUCAAACCCGACCUAAGUCCUGAGCAGCAAAAAGAGAUUAAAGAAUCCCGUCUCAAGCCCAAAAAUAGAGAUUUGCCAACUUUGCCUCCCAGGCCUUCAGAGGUUCAAGAUCUAGAGUCAUCCGUCUAUUGUACACCAUCAACGCAAAAUGACUAUGGAACAUACAACCAAUUCUUUGAUAAGAAAGCAGAUGCUUGGAGGAGUAGGGUGUUAAAUGGUGUAAGAACGUUAAAAUCUCUUAACAAAGACAAACCAAUUAGGGUCAUGUUUUUUACAGAUCCUAAAGUACCACUAGAGGAUUACGUGAAUGAAGUUCAGCGUGAAUGA
Molecule: messenger RNA, 1683 nt
Organism: Torulaspora delbrueckii
Lineage: Eukaryota; Fungi; Ascomycota; Saccharomycetes; Saccharomycetales; Saccharomycetaceae
Gene: APP1
Product: phosphatidate phosphatase APP1
Exons: 1
Coding region: 1-1683 (560 amino acids)
Cellular component (GO): actin cortical patch
Molecular function (GO): phosphatidate phosphatase activity
Source: RefSeq, a predicted model, not a curated record